AUGCAUCGCACAUUGAGCGAAGCAGCACAAAGAAGAACGAGUCUAAAGAAGUGCCGCAGGGAUCUCCGCGAAUAUAAUAUUCCGCUAGCAGCCUUGCUGAGCGAAGACGGGACUCGCCCGUCUUCUCGUCGUGAGAUGGAAAUCAUUACGGAGGGGUUCUACUCGAACCUUUUCGGUUCAUCAACUCCUGUGUCAAGCCCAAUCAUCCCCACUGGCGAAGCUCCACCACGGAUUCUCCCUUCGGAAGUACGAGUCGCUAUCAAGAGCAUGAAACCUGGCACAGCCCCCGGACCUGAUUUUAUAUCAGCAGCCAUCCGCUUCAUGUAA
Messenger RNA from Necator americanus (New World hookworm), 327 nucleotides. RefSeq lists its product as uncharacterized. Lineage: Eukaryota; Metazoa; Nematoda; Chromadorea; Rhabditida; Ancylostomatidae. Bases 1 to 327 code for a protein of 108 amino acids. The record is from RefSeq and is a predicted model, not a curated record. The transcript has 2 exons.